Monomorium pharaonis (pharaoh ant) is the source of this 760-nucleotide messenger RNA. RefSeq lists its product as uncharacterized. The transcript is spliced from 5 exons. Lineage: Eukaryota; Metazoa; Arthropoda; Insecta; Hymenoptera; Formicidae. The record is from RefSeq and is a predicted model, not a curated record. Bases 42 to 512 code for a protein of 156 amino acids.
ACGAUAAGAAGAGAUAUAAAUAUUUAAGGGCUUGCAAUUUAAUGCGGUCUUUUUCAGUAGCAUGCGGAGCAACCAUGUCACAUACAUUACGUGGAACACAAUUGAGAAAACACAUAGCAACUAAAUGUAUUUCUCUAAAUUUAUUAGAGUAUCAGGUGAAUGAUUUAUCAAAUCAUUUGGGACAUUCAGAUAAAAUACACAAAGAGCAUUACAGAUUACCUAUUGCUAGUCGAGACAUUUUACAAGUAUCAAAACUUUUGGAAUAUGCGCAAGGUGAAGAAAAAAAUAACAAUGAGGACGAAAGUACUGAUGACGAUGAUGAAUCUGAUGUAUUGCUCAAAAGAGAUUCAUGUAAUGAUGAAAACCGAUCAUUCUCUUCUGAUGAAUAUCAGAUGAACAUACCAUUAUCCAGUAAAAAUCAAAAUUUAUUUAAGGAUUGUGAAGAUAAUCUAAAAGAAAAACACUGCAAGAGUGUAGGCAGACAUUCAACAAAGGAUAAACCUAUAAAAUAAAACGCCGUUCGACAUCUCCCUAUGGUCCUACAAAACGAAUUCGUUGGAAUGAAGAGGAAAAAAAUGCUGUUACAUCUGCAUUUGGAACAUAUAUUGACUCUACGAAAUUGCCUUCUUUGCAAGAGAUUAACAAGGUUAUAGAAAACUCUCCAUGUUUAAAAAGUCGUACAGCACCGCAAAUAAAAACAUGGCUGCAUAAUCAACGAAAAUCUCGAAUGCAAAAUAAAUAAGUUUAGUUGAGAUGUUUA